CUUCUGCUCAGUUCUCUGCCUUUUAGUUACUGUUAGUUUUUAUAUUGCCAUUUUCUUCAUAUUUGUGCUGCUUCAUUAAGCACUAAUGGCCUGGUUUUUUCCAUCUCGAAUUUGUAGAAGUCUGCUGCUUUUUUGUGGUUAUUUAACAUUUACUGGGGCUUUCAGUGAUGCCCUUGGCCAGAUCUUCUGCUUCACAGCGUUGUUUGUUUUCUAAUUAUUUCCUUCAGUUCACAGCUUGUUAUGCAAAACUCUUGCAAGCGGGUUGCUUCUUACACCCAGCUUCUCCGAGUAGCUUGACUAGACAUGUUGCGACUUUGCCUGUUCAGAGCCACAGAUCAGUUGACAGAGAUGGCUGUGUUUUGGAGCCUUUGUCGCCUGCAAGUCACAGUGGCUCCCUGGAAGUGGCGCCAUAUAAUCAGGCGGUGACUCCUACGAGUUCCUUCAACUUCAAAGGAAGGAGAAUGGGAGAGUCAAGUUGCAACAUUAAAACAUCAAGAGAGUUACUCAAGGUACUCAACCGAAUAUGGAGUCUUGAAGAACAUCAUGCUUCAAGCAUAUCAGUAGUGAAAGCCCUAAAAAUGGAACUGGACCUUUCUCGUGCCCGGGUUAAGGAGUUGCUACGAGAGAAGCAAAUGAAUAGGCAAGGGAUGGAGGAUCUGAUGAAGAGAGUAACGGAGGACAAGCUUGUUAGGAAGAACAUCAAAGAAUUUGACAAAAUUAAAGCUGCAUUUCAAUCAGUGAAGGAAGAGCUAGAAGAUGAGAGGAGGUUAAGAAAGCACUCAGAAAGCCUGCACAGGAAACUGGCUCGGGAGCUUUCUCAGAUGAAGUCGUCUUUUUCUGGUUCUUUGAGAGAGCUCGAAAGGGAGAGAGAAGCUCGGAUCCUGUUAGAGAAUUUGUGUGAUGAGUUUGCCAAAGGAAUUAGAGCCUACGAACAAGAGGUACGUUCCCUGAGGAGGUUGAAGUCUGAGAAGGGCCAGGUUGGCAGAGAUCAUAGCCUUGAUAAGCUAAUCCUUCAUAUUUCAGAAGCUUGGCUCGAUGAGCGUGCACAAAUGAAGCUGGCCAGAGUUGGGGGUGACUCUGAAGAGAGCAGUUCCAUUGUUGACAAGCUAGGUUUCGAUAUCGAGACAUUUCUUCAUGCGACCCGCUCGAUGGAUUGCAAAGAAUAUGGUAACUCCUUUCCAAAGGAGCUGAAGGAAAUCUACCCAUGUCAGCAUUCGUCGGAUUCCUUUCCACUAAAGGAGGCUACAAGCGCACCUCGGAAUAUGGCCGAGGAAGAUUCUAUUGGCGCCAAUUUUUCUGAUCUGAAAAUUGCAGAUGUCCGCCUAGAAGAUAGAGGAAUUGGAAGUUCAUCAACCAAACAAGUUCAGGCUGAGGAUUUCACCAGGUCCAGUCACUUCCAAGAAAACAUGUCACAUGACCCUGAAGUAUCAACUGCGUGUGAAGCAACACAAGGUCCACAAGAAAGCGAUAGGCUCCAGACAAGGAGAACGAGCUCGAGUCACCGGCUUGAUAAUGUGGUCGGGAACAGCUCUGUGUCGUCGGAAGGCGAUAAAGUACAUCCUGAGAGUAUUUGCAGGGAAGAUUCUCACGUGCAAUCUGUGGUAACAGGCAAUGGCAGCCCUGUAGAAGAGAGGAAAUCAAAAUUAAGUCUCUCUGAUUUGAACAAGUCUGAAUCUUUUUCGAAAUUGCCUAGGGGAGUGAAGGAAAACACGUUGAUGGCGAAACUUCUUGAAGCAAGGCUAGAGGCACAGAGAUCUCGUUCCAGAACCAGCAAAAGCUCUUUUAGAUCAACCAGAGAGAUUUCUGAUGAGAAGAUUGAAGUGUGAAUAGUUGCUAAGCAGCACAGAUCCUUGACAAUGGAGUUGUUUUAUCCCUUAUGAAUAUCUGAUAUUUGUAUUAGAGACGACCUGGUACAUCAAAUUAUACCUGAACCAUUUUGUUAUAUACAUGCAUGUCUAUAUCAUGCUCUGUUCCGUAUAUCUAUGUUCCUUAUGUGGCAA
Neltuma alba is the source of this 2000-nucleotide messenger RNA. RefSeq lists its product as uncharacterized. Lineage: Eukaryota; Viridiplantae; Streptophyta; Magnoliopsida; Fabales; Fabaceae. Bases 168 to 1826 code for a protein of 552 amino acids. The transcript has 3 exons. The record is from RefSeq and is a predicted model, not a curated record.